AUGCGAGGUGCUGGCGGCCGUUCGACGAAAUACUCGCCCGACUCUGACGAUGGCGAGCUGUGUACGCGGGCUGCGGCACCACGAGAACCGACCUCGGGCUGGCGGAUAGGAUUGAUAUGGUGCAUCGCCAGUGUGUCGAUGGUGUUCCUGCUCAAUCUGUUUAUCACCAUCUGGGCGGUGAAGACGUUUUCGGUCACCAAUGGACUGGGGGUUGUCUUUGAGGGCCCCUGCGCACAAGUGAAGACGCUGUCGAUAUGGAUUCAUGUCCUGAUCAACGCGCUGGGCACGCUGGCAUUGAGUGGCAGCAACUAUGCGCAGCAGUGCUUGACGAGCCCCACUCGUGAGGAGGUCGAUCGGGCCCAUGCGAAGGGAGAGUGGCUCGACAUCGGCGUGCCGAGCGUCAAGAAUCUGCGGAGAGUCAAGCGGAGCCGGAUGGUGCUGUGGUGGUUCCUCGCAGUCACGUCGGUACCGCUACACUUGUUAUACAACAGUGCCGCGUUCACAACGAUAGCAUCAAACGAUUACUUGGUGGCUGUUAUUCCGGAGAAUACGUUUUCGUCGGAACCUCCAACGAUGAAUUUCACCAGAUCUGAAAUAACAGAAGAUACCUAUUACCCGAACCUAAACAACUACACGCCGCAGUCGUGGGUAGAGUUUCUCGCCCAUGCUCGAAACUGGACGGCGAUCUCGCCUCGAGAAUGCUUCAUCGAGUACGACAAAACAUUCGUCUCCGGAAAAAGAAAUGUCGCCGUGGUAUUACAGGGCAACAGUAACGAAGGGUUCUUGAAUGGCUUUAUCACGUCCCAGCCUUCGCUUUUCCCCCGGCAAUGGCUCUCUGAUCCAGUGGGGUGGAAUGAACAGUAUAUUUACAUGGAUCUUGGAGAAGAUGACAAAAUAAUGGGUGUUGUUCGAUCGGGUGGAGAAUGGAGGGUUCGAAACCUCGAAGGACAGGUCGUUCCGGUCAAGGAAUGCCGUGCCGAAGUCAUGGACGAAGCCUGCAAGCUGCAGUUCUCAGCAUUGAUACUAGCGAUCGUUAUCGUGUGCAAUGCCGUGAAAGUUGUCUGCAUGACCCUCACGCUGUUUGAACGAAACUUCAUCCCGCUGGUCACCCUCGGCGACGCAAUCCAGAGUUUCCUGUUGAAGCCAGAUCCGAAUACUGCUGGGAUCUGCUACGCCGACAAGCAGUACAUCGAGGCCCAGCGGAAGACGGGAAUACCAUGGAAUAGCGGAGAUUUGCGACCGCAGCCGUGGGAACGCCGCCCAUUCCACUGGCGGAAUGCCGUCAGUCUCAGGCGGUGGAUUGUCAGUGUGUUCUGCAUGUGCAUCAGUCUCGCCGCUGUGGCAUAUUUGUUAUGGCUAGCUGUCCGGUCGGAUAUGUCCGUCUACCCUUCCAAUACCUUCAAAGAUAUUUGGGAUCGCGGGUUUGCGCGGGUCAGUUUCGGCUCCAUGGUCUUUGCGUUGGGGUACAAAUUGCCCCUGAUUGGGGCUGUUUUCCUCGCCAACUUGCCUCAGACGAUCCUCUCCUUCCUCUACCUCAUGUACAACGCACUUUUCACGAGCAUGCUGUCGUGCCUCGAAUGGAACAGUUAUGCCAAUUCUCGAAAGCCACUGCGGGUCACCUACCCGCGAGAGGGCCAGCGGAGCUCAUACUAUCUCCAACUGCCGUACCGCUUCGCCCUCACUCUGAUGGUCUUCUCGGGGAUCCUCCACUGGCUCACGUCGCAGGCGAUAUUCCUCGCACGAAUCGAGGUAUACUUUACCAAAAUACCGGGCACACCGGAAUUCGAUGAGAUUGAAACACUCUCCGCGGUGUGCUUCAGCACCAUGGCCAUAAUCUUGGCGCUCGUGAUGGGGGCUCUGACAAUAGUCGUCAUCAUCGUUAUGGGCUUGCGGAAAUACCGCCACGACAUGCCGAUUCCUAGCGGCUGCUCGGCGGCUAUCAGCGCGGCUUGCCAUCCUCCCACCAUGGACGACACCGGCAGGGAAGAGAUCAUUUCGAAGCCGCUGCAGUGGGGAGAUGUCAGUGUCGGCUUCGAGGAGGGCGGAACGGGGCAUCUGGCGUUCUCGGCUUAUCCGGUCGGGAAGCCGAUUGUCGGGAAGGAGUACGCGGGGUCAAGGGCGAGGCGGAAAGCGUUGUGA
This is a messenger RNA of Tricharina praecox, 2139 nucleotides long. RefSeq lists its product as uncharacterized. NCBI's taxonomy places the organism in Eukaryota, Fungi, Ascomycota, Pezizomycetes, Pezizales, Pyronemataceae. Bases 1 to 2139 code for a protein of 712 amino acids. The transcript has 2 exons. The record is from RefSeq and is a predicted model, not a curated record.